AUGGAGGAUCUAAAUGCAGCCUCAAGCGAGAUGAUUACUGAUGACCAGGCGGUCGCUCCUCUCCAGGAUGGGCAGCCGGGAACUGAGAUGCCCACCACCACCCAUUCUUCCAGUCAAGGCUCAGGCUCGCAGUCUCAACCCCUUUCGCCUUCUAAAGCAAAUCAGGAGGCUGCGAUUUCAGAUAAUCCCUUAGAUGCGCCUGCGUCACCAAAGCCUCAAAACGAAGAGCAAGAACCAGAAGACGAGAAAAUGGGGGGAACGGAUACAGAAUCGAAAAGAGAAGACGGUGUAGUGGGCGACGAAGCUGGCGAGGGCUCCACACCCCAGCAGCAAUCAGCUGAAAAUGUUGAUGGCCAGUUGACACAGACCAAAGCUUCUCUGGAGGCAUCGGCACGUUCACACCUGGUAGCUCAAACACAUGCUAUCAUUCUUCCAAGCUACACGAUUUGGUUCGAUAUGAACACGAUUCAUGCUAUUGAGAAGAAGUCUCUUCCGGAGUUUUUCAAUAGUCGAAACCGUAGCAAAACUCCUGCCAUCUACAAGGACUAUCGCGACUUUAUGAUCAACACUUAUCGCCUGAACCCUGUCGAGUACCUUACGGUUACUGCGUGUCGACGAAACUUAGCUGGUGAUGUGUGCGCGAUUAUGCGUGUACACUCAUUCCUGGAGCACUGGGGCUUAAUCAACUACCAGGUCGACCCUCAGACACGUCCAUCAAACCUUGGACCCCCAAUGACUGGCCAUUUUAGAAUUACGGCAGACACUCCCCGUGGCCUGCAGCCGUUCCAGCCCGCACCCAACACAAUUGUCACUCCUGGUAAACCCCACCCAUCCACUGAAAGGGCCGCGUCGGCUACUCCGAUCCCUAAGAGUGAUCUUAACCUCGAGAUCCGCCGCAACAUCUAUGAUGAGAAGGGUAAAGGCAUUACAUCCGCUGAGGACAAAGAAAACCAGACGAACGGCGAAGCUCAAAGUACAAACGGAGCCGGCGGAGAUUCUUCCAUCAAAACCAUGGAAGCUGCCGCAAAGGAAACGAAAAAGAUUUGCCACUGCCAUUCCUGUGGUAUUGACUGCACAAGGUUAAGAUUCCAUUAUGCGAAAUGUGUUCCAGUGACGACUAAUUCUAAUGCUCCGGAUUCGAAAUACGAUUUGUGCCCGAACUGCUUCCUACAAGGCAGAUUGCCGUCCUCUCACAAUGCCUCAGACUUUGUCAAAUUGGAGGAUAGUCCGUAUACUACUAUUCCAGAUCGGGAUGCUCCAUGGAGCAACUCUGAGCUGCUACUCCUUCUCGAGGCAUUGGAGAACUUCGACGACAACUGGCGACAAAUUGCUCGACAUGUCGGAACACGUACCCCUGAAGAAUGCGUCAUGAAAUUCCUCCAAAUGGAAAUCGAAGAUAAAUAUCUGGAGGACACGCAGGAUAUCUCCCUGAUGAGUUCUAGGAGCGGAAGAGAGCCUAUUAGCCAACUUGACAAUCCUGUGCUCUCCGUUGUAUCUUACUUGGCAGAGAUGACUGAGCCAGCAGUUGCGGCAGCGGCGGCAGGUCGAUCCGUGGAAGAAAUACGCCGCAAACUCCAGAAGCAACUCGAGCAAGGCUUUAAAGGUGCUACAUCUGCAGAUAACCAAGAAAAAGAUAAGGACACAGACAAGGGUAAAGAGGAAAAGACUAUGGAAUCCGAGGACACAAUGGAAGUCGAUAUCACGAACGAAGGUGAUUCGACGUCAGUCGUCCGGAGCACAGUAGGCGACAAACAAUCCUCGCGCCCUUCCAUCGCAUCUAUCGGCCUGGGCACUGCUGCUGCUCGAGCAGCAGCUUUCGCUUCAAAUGAGGAGAGGGAGAUGACGCGUUUGGUAGCUACGGCCGUUAACAUAACUCUGCAAAAGUUCGAAAUCAAGCUGGCACAGUUUUCUGAGCUGGAGAAGAUUGUUGAGGCUGAGCGCAGAGAUUUGGAGCAAGGUCGUCAGCAACUCUUCCUUGAUCGUAUGGCGCUUAAAAAAAGGAUUAAGGAAGUUCAAGAGCUCCUUAAGAAUGCCUCCUUGGCGGGGCUGGAGGAGGGAGCUGCAAUGGUGCUCGAUGCGGAAACAGUUGGUAUAACAGAACGAUAUGAAUUCCAGCAACCACCUGCUGAACAAGCGAGAAGCGUUCGGCCUCCAAGCACGCAGGAGGAUGAUUUCAAAACAUUUUCUCUAUGA
Molecule: messenger RNA, 2193 nt
Organism: Paracoccidioides brasiliensis Pb18
Exons: 3
Coding region: 1-2193 (730 amino acids)
Biological process (GO): positive regulation of DNA-templated transcription
Cellular component (GO): SWI/SNF complex
Molecular function (GO): DNA binding; histone binding
Source: RefSeq, a predicted model, not a curated record